Molecule: messenger RNA, 612 nt
Organism: Schizosaccharomyces osmophilus
Lineage: Eukaryota; Fungi; Ascomycota; Schizosaccharomycetes; Schizosaccharomycetales; Schizosaccharomycetaceae
Gene: mad2
Product: mitotic spindle checkpoint protein Mad2
Exons: 3
Coding region: 1-612 (203 amino acids)
Biological process (GO): mitotic spindle assembly checkpoint signaling
Cellular component (GO): cytoplasm; nucleoplasm; kinetochore
Source: RefSeq, a predicted model, not a curated record
AUGGCGGCAGUACCUAUUCGAUCAAACUUGUCUUUACGAGGCUCUUCUAGACUAAUUAGUGAAUUUUUCGAAUACGCGGUGAAUUCUAUCCUUUUUCAACGGGGCAUCUAUCCACCUGAGGAUUUUAAAGUAGUGCGCAAAUAUGGAAUAAGCAUGCUUGUCACGGUAGACGAGGAAGUCAAAACAUACAUUAGAAAGAUUAUAUCGCAGCUUCAUCGUUGGACCUGUGGAGGAAAGAUACAAAAGGUUGCGUUAGUUAUAACCAACAAGGAUUCUGGAGAAGAUUUAGAACGCUGGCAGUUUAAUGUGGAAAUCCUACAAAAGGAUAGUCCGACAUCGAUAGAAAACCCAGCCCAAGAUGAAACUAGGAUUCAAAAGGAAGUACAGGCUCUAAUUCGUCAAAUUACAGCAACCGUGACCUUUUUGCCUCAACUUGAAGGACGUUGUACGUUCAAUGUACUAGUUUACGCCGAUCGCGACAGCGAAGUCCCUACAGACUGGGUAGACAGCGACCCGCGCUUAAUCAAGAAUGCCGAGCAAGUUCAACUACGAAGCUUUAGUACCAACAUGCACAAAAUUGAUUGUCAAGUUGCCUAUCGCUUUGACCCAUAA